AUGGCAUCAUCAACGAAUAAUCCAAGAGAUCAUGCCAGGGAAUCACAAUAUGGUUUUGUAUACGGAGUUUCUGGUCCUGGUAAGUUAUUUAUAUUGCUUUUAUGAUCUUUAGGUAACUAAUAGAAAGAAUAUAUAUACGAUUGAGAAGCAAAUUUGAAAGGUUUGACUCAUUUCGAGACGUAGGUAUCAUAGAUAAUAUGCUUUUUUUAUCUUGGUGAAGAGAAGGCUUAUAACUAUGCUUCUUUGUUUUAUAUAAAAGCCUUGGAGAAUUCUGAAGGUGUUCAAUGUAGUGGAUUGUUUUUGUAAUGUGUUUUUAAUAUUAAAAUUUGAGUUAGUGCGUUGUACAUAACGUAAAACCUGAUUUUUAAUAAAUUGGUAAAGCUAAUGGAUUUAAUUACAGUUUUUUCUCUUUAUAUCUGAAAGUUAAGUGUUUUUAAGCUACUGAACAUGAUUUUAAGUAUACACUGUUAAAAAUUCAUAUAAAAAUAAGAUGUGAUAUUACACAAGAUAUCAACCUGAAGACUUCAAAAUAAAUUUAUGUUUUUAGUCGUAACAGCUGAGAAGAUGGGUGGAGCUGCUAUGUACGAGCUUGUCCGUGUCGGUCACUCCGAAUUGGUCGGUGAAAUUAUUCGUCUUGAAGGUGACAUGGCCACUAUUCAAGUAUACGAAGAAACUUGUAAGUUAUCUUAUGUUUUUGUUUGUUUUUAGGUAUUUUUGGACUUAAAUGGGUAAAGUGGGGAUUAAAUUAAGUUGUAGUAGUUUUAUUAGAGUAUUUUAUUUUAGGUUUGUAUAAAAACUAAGAUAAGUUUAAUAAAAAAUGGCAUUAAACCCGUAUUUUAGCUGCUGUAACCAUUGGAGAUCCAGUACUUCGUACCGGAAAGCCAUUAUCUGUCGAGUUGGGUCCAGGUAUUAUGGGCAGUAUUUUUGAUGGUAUUCAACGUCCGUUGAAGGACAUUAACGAUCUGACCGACUCGAUCUACAUCCCAAAGGGUGUUAACGUCAAUGCUUUGUCUCGUGAACAACGUUGGGACUAUGAGCCAAGCAGAGACAUCAGAACUGGCGGACAUGUAGCCGGAGGUGACAUUAUUGGUAUUGUUCACGAAUCCGUCUUGAUCAAGCACAGAAUUAUGGUACCAUCUAACGCUUGUGGUACCGUUACUUAUGUUGCUCCAGCUGGUCAAUAUACUGUUAAUGUAAGGGCUUAAUUUGAUGUUUUUGGGCAGUUUUAGGUAUGGAGAAGAAGUCCAGAAUGAUUGGCUUUAAAAAUAAGAUCGUAUUUUUUAGGACGUUAUUCUGGAAGUCGAAUUCUCAGGCGAGAAAUUCAAAUUUGGUAUGUUACAAGUAUGGCCAGUACGUCAACCUCGUCCAGUAAGCGAGAAGUUGGCCGCCAACUACCCAUUACUUUGUGGACAACGUGUAUUGGAUGCUUUGUUUCCAUGUGUGCAAGGUGGUACCACCGCUAUUCCUGGUGCUUUCGGUUGUGGAAAGACUGUCAUCUCACAAUCUUUGUCUAAAUACUCCAACUCUGAUGCCAUUAUCUACGUCGGAUGUGGUGAACGUGGUAACGAGAUGAGUGAAGUAUUGAGAGAUUUCCCAGAAGUAAGUUUUUGGAUUUGUUGUUGGUAUUUUAGGUACUAUCACUAACUCUUAUGUUAUAUUAUCUUUCUCCAGCUGACCAUGGAAGUCGAUGGUGUCACAACCUCCAUCAUGAAGCGUACCGCUCUCGUAGCCAACACUUCUAACAUGCCUGUAGCCGCUCGUGAAGCCUCCAUCUACACUGGUAUCACCCUGGCCGAAUACUUCCGUGACAUGGGUCUGAACGUGGCUAUGAUGGCCGAUUCCACCUCACGUUGGGCCGAAGCCCUGAGAGAAAUCUCCGGUCGGUUGGGAGAAAUGCCUGCUGAUUCCGGUUAUCCAGCUUACUUGGCUGCUCGUCUGGCCAGUUUCUACGAGCGUGCUGGUAAAGUCAAAUGUUUGGGAUCUCCUGACCGUGAGGGUUCGGUCACUAUUGUCGGAGCGUGAGUUUUUUUUGGAUUUUUGGUUGGUUUUUAGGUAAAAAAGAUUAAUUAUGAGGAGAAGAUGAGAGUUUUUAUCAUAAAGUUACGUUACAGUUCCUAAAAAAUCAGUUUUUGAGGACUUGGCUAUAUUAUCCAUGACAUAAAUUGAUGUUUAUGAUAAACUUUGUAGCUUUAUGCAUAAAAAAGUAGCUUUUUAAUUACAAAUGAUAUUUUUUAUAACAUCUAAAGGCUUAAAUUUCAAUAUUUUAGCGUAUCUCCACCCGGUGGUGACUUUGCCGAUCCAGUAACCUCUGCCACUUUGGGUAUCGUUCAAGUAUUCUGGGGUUUGGACAAGAAGUUGGCCCAACGUAAACAUUUCCCAUCGAUUAACUGGCUCAUCUCUUACAGGUAG
Molecule: messenger RNA, 2409 nt
Organism: Bursaphelenchus okinawaensis
Lineage: Eukaryota; Metazoa; Nematoda; Chromadorea; Rhabditida; Aphelenchoididae
Source: the annotation of a GenBank genome assembly